Molecule: messenger RNA, 367 nt
Organism: Cylicocyclus nassatus
Lineage: Eukaryota; Metazoa; Nematoda; Chromadorea; Rhabditida; Strongylidae
Source: the annotation of a GenBank genome assembly
CCGCUCAUCAUUAGAGAACCGACCGCCUCAGCCACACAUCAUGCAAGCUGCAGUUGCCUAUCUGUUGGCAUUCAUUCUGCUCAUACAUUCUGCUGUGGCAUGGUCAUUCGGACGCGAGGCUCAAGGUGGAAACGAGGCUCUUGAUAGCAGAAUGAAUGAGCUGCGACAGAUAGCCCCGUACCGAUUAUUCAAAAGGACACCACACAUUAUCGAAGCAAGGGGACUGAGUCAAUUCAAGAACUGCUACUUUAGCCCGAUUCAAUCUGCAGCACCACCUACCACAUCAAGCGCUGCACUUCGAGAGCAACACAAAUCACCACCAUCCACACCAUUCCUCACCAAUCCACACCUUCAACAUCAAUCAUAG